UAAGCGACCGUGACCUGUCAACAAUAACAAAACACUGGGCAGAGUGGCCUUGUGCACCCUUACAUUAUCUCUUGCAGGAAGAGCAGGAGGAGAAAACCUUCAUGCAACCGGUGCACGCACUAUAAAGAAGAGCCAGUGCAGUCAUCUGGAGGAUGAAUCCUUUAUUAUGCAACUUGCUGGUACACCAUAGAGAGGUGUGACCUUGGUGAGAGCAUGAUAAGCACCCCUGGAGCAUGCGUAUGACAGCACAUAAUCAUCUGAUAAGAAUAAUAUUAUCUCCCAUGUGCAUCAGCUGAGUGUCGUUUGCAGUGAUUGGGGUGCAAAAUAUCCUCUUGAAUCAUCACUGUGUUGAGUUAAUACUGACAGAAGCUAGAUAUAGCAAUCAAACAUGGGACUGCAGGACAUUGUGUUGGUUCUAGAGACGUAUAGAGGCCGGGAGAAAAGUAUGCGUACACUACAGUAUGGCUUGCUGUUUAUUACCCCAUUAGCAAAUGAGAACGUCAGGGCUGCUCUUCAGACUCUCAGUUCCCAGUUAGGUACAACUAGAGUCAUCCUCAGAUUGUUUGAUGACCUUCCUAUGCUGCAGUAUUCCCUGUCUUGUGUCAAGGAGAAUAAGGAUAAAGAUGCUUUGGUGAGAUGCUUGGAGGUGGUCGGCACUGUAGCUGACCAGUUGUACUUUCCUGUCGAACAUCUGGCUUGGGCGCGUGACAUGAAGAUGCUCAAAGGAAGUUCGGCAUCACUUUGGCAUGCAUCUCUACUCCUGUGGGGAUUUUCCCUCAUUUUAACAAUAUCAAGGUCGCUGAGACUCAUUUUUUUAAUGAAGAAUCGGGCAAAGCGAGCUACUGUGGAAGAAAAACAUAAAAUAGAUGUAAUGUAUAGAGCAGAGCUGUUGACAGUUAUCAUGCAAGCAGCAGACCUUCUCAAUGCCCUCAACUGGAUGCCACGCAGACCAUGGACUAAACCUUUCCCUGUGUGGCAGGUAAGGUCACGGUACACCUGGAGGCCUUGGCAUCUGCCCUUUCCUCUGUGGCAGGUUGGAUUCCUUGGCCUGGUAUCUUCACUAAUUGGAUUCAGCAAGUUUCUCUCUGUUCAAAGUCUGUAAUCAAGGGAGUAAGGCUUGGUUUUAGUUUCUGAACAGAAGAAAGUAGGGUAAGGGGAGGGAGGGAAUUAGUUUUCUAGUAUACACAACAAUGAAAGUGUCCACUUUUAUAGUUUUACACAAGCGCUUAUUAUUAGUCAGUUCAUUAUCAUAUCUGAAUUGUGACUAAUAAUUUUACUGCAGUAAAAUAAAAAUAAAAACAAUUUAAA
Procambarus clarkii (red swamp crayfish) is the source of this 1308-nucleotide messenger RNA. RefSeq names its product Peroxin 11c (gene Pex11c). The record is from RefSeq and is a predicted model, not a curated record. Gene Ontology annotation, biological process: peroxisome fission. NCBI's taxonomy places the organism in Eukaryota, Metazoa, Arthropoda, Malacostraca, Decapoda, Cambaridae. Gene Ontology annotation, cellular component: peroxisomal membrane.